AUGGCGUCCGACGAUGGCGCGGUCAAUGGACUGACUAUGGCGGACCGGGUUCAAAAGAUCCGCUCUCGUCUUUCUGCUCUCUUUGCCGGGAAUUCUUCCUCUAGCUCCUGCAGCAUAGAGAACUCGCAUAAACCUCCACACCAGUCUCCAGGAGAGAUGCGCAUGUUUGCCCCUGGGUCAGGUGGAAGCUUACGCGAUGAACGAAACAAUCCGUCGGGAAGAAGGUCUAUCUCGUCGACUGGCUCCGUGAUAGACAGAAACGCGUCGCCAAAUGGUAAUAUACCACCGUUUUCACCUCCUAAUACGGAAUCAAGCGGCAAUACCACGAGCUCUGGGUUCCUGCAGAGGGUCGAGAAUCAGAUUCAUAGAGGAGUCUUAUUAGUUAACUGGGUUCAACAUUCGGUCAAGGCUCACCCUCCACCAAAACGCAAGUCAGCUUGGAAUACCAUAAUACGGCGGAUGCUCUGCAUAGGACCGCGGGUAAAAGCCAGGUCAACCAGAAGGAAACUUAUAGACUGUGCAGUUUCUGGAAUUCUUUUAGCCAGUGUGCUAACUACAUAUCUUGUUCUCGCCGUCACUUCCUCGGGGAAGAAGUUUGAAUUCCAUGUCAUUCUAAUUAUUGUUCUGAUGGCCUGUACUAUAUAUUUCUGCCAUUCGCUCAUUCGAUUGCUAAUGAUGGCAAAACGGCGCCCGGUACGCCAGCAUCAGAUACAUCACGGUCAGCCUAUCCGUGACCCUGGUAUUGUUGAGGAUUUUACCAUCACUGGUCGACCCAUUCCCGUCAUAUUUGCGAGUGACCUGGAGAUGGGCCUUCAAACCGAGUUUGGGGGAAACGAAAACAAGCCCGGUCAAAUCUCUGUUCCCCCUCCGGCAUACGGUUUUUGGAGAGGCAGCGUGAAAAUGGACCCAAACCGACUUUACUGGCAACGUAUCGAUCCACGGAAGCCUAACCAUCGCCAUUCCCAGAGCUUAGAUGGGCUUCGACCGCCAACUACAAGCCGGCCCCCUAGCUACAUCUCGGACGACAGGGAACAAUACAUUGCCAACCCUCAACCCCAAUUACCUCCACAUGCCCAAGUACAGCCCCAACCAAGUGGUGCACAGAAUACCGAUUCGACUCAGCACCCAAACAAUACCCCGCCAUAA
Nannizzia gypsea CBS 118893 is the source of this 1146-nucleotide messenger RNA. RefSeq lists its product as hypothetical. Lineage: Eukaryota; Fungi; Ascomycota; Eurotiomycetes; Onygenales; Arthrodermataceae. The record is from RefSeq and is a predicted model, not a curated record. The transcript has 3 exons. Bases 1 to 1146 code for a protein of 381 amino acids.